Molecule: messenger RNA, 1360 nt
Organism: Saccostrea echinata
Lineage: Eukaryota; Metazoa; Mollusca; Bivalvia; Ostreida; Ostreidae
Exons: 4
Coding region: 96-623 (175 amino acids)
Source: RefSeq, a predicted model, not a curated record
CAUUGCUGAUGUGUGACAUCUAUCCACGACUGAACCCAAACAAAACAUUUGUUACAAUUAUGUGAUUUCGGAAAGAAACGUCAUUUAAUUCAGUGAUGGAGAUUUCGGCUUUUCUUUUGUUGACACUGGUAUUCGUCUUGACUGAAGUUGUAAACCUCGCUAAAGGAUACGAGUGCCCUAGAAUCACCUACAGAAGGGACAGCUUUGGAUUUAUUUACAAAUUACGAACUUACGUUCAUUGUGAACAUGGCUGCUGUGGACAAAGGGGAGACUACUGCUGUACAGCUCCAAUCACCACAACAGAAAAACCUAUCUACAAUGACAACACCAGUUUGUACCUUGGAGUCGUGUCUGGUACUGUUCUAGCGAUCGUGUUUAUUAUCUCCGUUACUUGCUGCUGUAUCAGCAAAUACAACAAGAAAAAUGUGACUGUUGGCGUCGACCCUCGCCGGUCAGAUGGAUCUCGAGCAGGAGUUUUGACAGUUCAGGAUCUUGAAGACAGAGUUAUGUCCCCUCCACCUGCAUAUGAACAUACCGUCUCCACAGCUGCCCCGCGUUCAGCACCACGUGACCCUUCCGUCAGAUAUACCAGGACCAGUGGAAAGUUGUUCACAUCCACAUAAAAAAAACUACACUUUUUUGGACAGAUUUUGAUCUAGCUUAUUUGAGAGAUGGGUAUACGAGAUAACUGCAUAUUAGAUUUGCUUCAACGUUUAAUCUUUUUAUCAUUUAUUUAAAAGCUUAUUUUCAUUUUAAUUACGGUGUAUUGAAGUGCAUGCUCAUAAAUUUAUGCAGGGUAAUUUAAAUUUAAUCGUUCUAGUAUCUUACACGUAGUAACAUGUACAGGUAAAUUUAAAGUUGACUCUAUUAUUCAAAAUUUGUUCACCAAAGCAGUUGGUUUUCUUUUUAUUUGUAUGUACUUAAGAUUCCAUGUACUUAAUUAUUUACAUGCAUGCAUUUGCAGGUUAGGACAUGCAUGCAUGUAAAGUGCAAGGUUUUAAAUGCAAUGAAUAUAAUUAUACAUGUAAAGUGCAUGUAUUUUUGGAAUUUUUUUUUUAGGUCUGUUUUAAAUAUGUUUUGCCUUAACACAUCUAUUUUUGAAAAUAUCUUGCCUACUUAAACAUCUUAGCUUAUCCACACUACUCAGUGUCAAGUGCUUUAUUUUGUGUAUAUGCUUCUUUUUCCUGAUCUAUAUUAUGUUUCUUUUCUAUGUUAAUAUUAGGCCUCCUGUAUGACAAAUGAACUUAAUGUCAUGUUUUGUUAAGGUUACAACUAGAGCAAGGCGAUAUUGUUAUCAUGUUACUUAUGUAGUGUGUCAAAAACAUGAAUUUGAUAAUCUGAAUAAAAUUUUAUAUCUUUG